UCCGCCGUGCCGUGUGGUAAAACUCGAAACGUAAAGUAAAAAGGUGGGCAGAGAGAGCGUUACCAGUUGCCACAGCCGACUCCAUCUCCGCUCGCUGACUGCUCGGAGGCUGACGAGCUCCUCUCCCUCGCCUCACUGUUAUUCCGGAUUCAGUAUUCUUCUUCACUCUCGCCCACCGUCAAUUUCCUUCUCCGGCGAACCCCCGCCCUCAAUCUCGUACCCUUUUCCCCCUUUCCUUCCUCCCACCACCGCCACCGCAACCAUCGUCGGAGCAUACCCCCGACGAAUUUCUGAGGCACGCUUUGUUAUCCUACAAAUUCCGAGACCACUCUCUCUUUCCCUCCCUCUUUUCCUAUCUCUACACUACACCCCCACUGCUGCAACCAAACUGAACUCCCUUUUCCCUUUACUUUGUUUCUAGGGUUUCUCUCACUGUUUGCCGUUCCCUUCCCUUCCCUUCCCCGUCGUUCCAAUUCCCGCCCCGUCCUCCGUUAAUACCAAGCAAUUACUUGAAGAUAGACUAACAGAAGAAUCUCCCAUAGCGGAUCGAAGCUCAUUUGUCCUCCCGCGCUCCCCUUGUAGCUGUGUCUACUGUUGCGACUAUGACAUAUCAACAUAAUUAAGCAAAAGCUUCUGAGAUCGACCAUUGCUACUGAUUGAUGAUUGUGACUCCUCCUCAGUCUCUAACAACUAGGCCGGCAGAUCAUCACCCUCCGCCCCCUUCAAUAUGCAUUUCGCCAAGCUCGACGACUCUCCUAUGUUCCGCAAGCAGGUUUUAUCCUUGGAGGAUAGUGCUGAAUCAUUGAGGGAACGAUGCUUGAAGUUUUACAAAGGAUGUCGAAAAUACACUGAAGAACUUGGGGAGGGAUAUGAUGGAGACAUUGCUUUUGCUAGUGCACUGGAAAGUUUUGGUGGAGGGCACAAUGAUCCCAUUAGUGUGGCUUUCGGAGGCCCUGUUAUGACCAAGUUUACAAUAGCAUUGAGAGAAAUUGGCACGUACAAGGAAGUACUUAGGUCCCAGGUUGAGCACAUGCUAAAUGACAGACUACAACAGUUUGUGAAUAUUGAUUUGCAUGAGGUGAAGGAAGCAAGGAAGCGCUUUGACAAAGCGAGCCUUAUCUAUGAUCAGGCACGAGAGAAGUUUCUUGCACUGAGGAAAGGCACAAAGACUGAUGUGGCCAGUGUCUUGGAGGAGGAACUCUAUAAUGCUAGGUCUGUGUUCGAGAAAGCACGCUUUAAUCUCGUAACAACCCUUUCUAAUGUUGAAGCGAAAAAGAGAUUUGAAUUUUUGGAAGCUGUCAGUGGCACAAUGGAUGCACAUCUUCGCUACUUUAAACAGGGUUAUGAAUUAUUGCACCAAAUGGAGCCAUAUAUAAACCAGGUUUUGACUUACGCUCAGCAAUCAAGAGAAAGGUCCAAUUACGAGCAAGCUGCAUUGAAUGAAAGAAUGCAAGAAUACAAGAGGCAGGUGGAUCGUGAGAGUAGGUCAUCUUCUAAUGGUUCUAAUGGAUCCCCCAAUGGUGAUGGUAUCCAAGCUAUUGGUAGAAGUUCCCAUAAAAUGAUAGAGGCAGUUAUGCAAUCUGCUGCUAGGGGAAAGGUACAAACCAUCAGGCAAGGUUAUUUGUCAAAACGAUCCUCAAACUUAAGAGGAGACUGGAAAAGAAGAUUUUUCGUUCUUGAUAGCCGAGGCAUGUUGUAUUACUAUCGCAAACAGUGCAGCAAACCUUCUGGUUCGGGAAGUCAGCUUACUGGUCAGAGAAAUAGCUCUGAGCUUGGGUCUGGACUUUUGAGUCGGUGGCUUUCAUCUCACCAUCAUGGAGGAGUACAUGAUGAGAAAUCGGUUGCUCAUAAUACUGUGAACCUUCUUACAUCCACAAUCAAAGUUGAUGCCGACCAGUCGGAUCUUCGGUUUUGUUUCAGGAUCAUAUCACCAACGAAGAACUACACUUUGCAGGCAGAGAAUGUGUUGGAUCAAAUGGAUUGGAUUGAGAAGAUAACAGGAGUUAUUGCAUCACUGCUUAGCUCUCAAGCACCUGAGCGGUGUCUUCCUGGUAGUCCUAUGGGAAGUGGUCAUCAUCGCUCAGCAAGUGAGAGCAGUUCAUUUGAAAGUACCGAUUUUGACCACCCUGCCGUUGAUGAGUAUGCAUGUGAGAGAAGCUAUUCCAGUGCACAUUUUGAUCGACAGCUGAGAAGUUCACAACUGCAGCAAAGGCCUUCUGUUGAGAAGCCAAUUGAUCUGUUGCGAAGGGUCUGUGGAAAUGAUAAGUGUGCUGAUUGCGGUGCCCCUGAACCAGAUUGGGCAUCCCUAAAUCUUGGUAUUCUUGUUUGUAUCGAGUGUUCAGGUGUUCAUCGAAACCUUGGUGUACACAUAUCAAAGGUGAGGUCUCUUACACUUGAUGUUAAAGUGUGGGAGCCUUCUGUUUUAGGUUUGUUUCAGUCUCUUGGAAAUGCCUUUGCCAACUCUGUUUGGGAGGAGCUAUUGCAAUCAAGAAGUUGCUUCCAAGCGGAUGUCAUUUCUUCUGGCUCGUACAAAUCGAUUAAACCACAACUUCUUUUCCUUGGGAAACCAAGCCCUGCUGAUUCUAUACCCGUGAAGGAGAAGUUCAUCCAUGCAAAGUACGCAGAAAAGCUUUUUGUUCGGAAACCUCGGGAAAACCAGUAUCUUCAUCAACAGAUGUGGGAAGGGGUUCGUGCUAACGACAAAAAGGCUUUAUACCGUCUCAUGAUUAAUAAUGAAGUGGACAUCAAUAUGGUCUAUGACCAAGCCACAUUCAACCCUUCUCUAACGCUUGCUAAAGCAAUGCUAUUGCAAGAACAAACAGGUGUGGAUCUCUGUUCUGGUUGCUCAACGGGCUCUAUGAACUCGGCUGGAACAAGUGAAGGAGGCCAGAUAGUAGUGGAUGAUGAUCAAGAUGGUUGCACAUUGAUUCACCUAGCGUGUGAGACUGCUGACAUCGGCAUGCUUGAACUUUUACUACAGUAUGGGGCAAAUGUAAAUUCAACCGAUUCAAAAGGCCGGACACCGCUCCAUCGCUGUGUUACCGGGGGAAGAGCAGCUUUUGCAAAAUUACUCCUCGCAAGGGGUGCUGAUCCUCGGGCCGUGAAUGGGGAAGGUAGAACUCCUAUGGAUCUGGCAUUAACGUCGAACAUAGUUGAGAACGAGCUGCUCGCUCUAUUAUCUGACACAAAUGGAUGAAUGAGUGUAUGUUGGGAAAUAGGGCAUAUUACUAUUGUUUUAUUCUUGUAAAGAAUGUUAUUAUGGAAGUUGGCACAGCGGGGGUAGUUGAUUCUGUGCCCUCAUAGUGAAGGAUGUUAGUGAGCAUCCGAGGAUUUGGUGGAGGUGGUGGAAGGUGCUUGAUCAUGUAUGUGAGAAGUUAAUCACGGGCGAGGAUCAUUGAUUCAUUCACCCUAAUGGAAAUCAAGCCCCCGUCCGGUUGAGUACAGAAGUGGUUUUUAGUAGUCUGUUUUGUAAGGGUGGGUUUUGUGGUGGUAUGGUUUGUUUAUUUGUCUUGGGUGUAUUGUAUUGGACCCUAAUCAUGUAGUCGAGUUAUUUUGUUGGUAGGGGAGGAGGGGAGUGAAUACUGGAGUGUGUAAUUUUGGUGUACAUUAUGAUGAUUGGUAUGUGUUGUAGCACUGAAGGUUGUGGUUAUGGCUGUAGUUGUUGAUGACCUGAUGUAUAGAGAUGGAAGGUCCUCUCUCCUCUGCUUGUGUAGUUGUGUUUCAAUUAUCAGUGGUUAAAUUGCAAGUUUGGGCAUCCGAAUUACUAGUAAAG
Messenger RNA from Linum tenue, 3772 nucleotides. The record is from the annotation of a GenBank genome assembly. NCBI's taxonomy places the organism in Eukaryota, Viridiplantae, Streptophyta, Magnoliopsida, Malpighiales, Linaceae.